AUGUCUGAUAAUAGCAAAUUAGCGGCCAACAAUUCCGGGCCCGGGUCUCAGGGACUACAGCGCUCAAUUUCCCCAGCAGCACCGGUUCCUCGACGGCGUCCGAUCCCGCGCAAAGGCCACACCAAGUCGCGGGCUGGAUGCCUCAAAUGCAAGAGCCGCAAGGUCAAAUGCGAUGAAUUGACGCCCAGAUGCGGAUCAUGUCAACGGCUGCGUCUGGUGUGCGAGUUUCCGUCCCCCAACCCCAGUGGAAUCGAGACAACGCCCAACUCCAACGAAGAUGCGGGUGCGUUGGCCCCGACGACCUUAACCAAGGCUCUUGAGACGAAGCCGGGGACUUUUAGCAUGACGGACUUGCGCUUCUUCCAGCACUUUUUGGUUUCUGCACAUCCUCCAUUCCCGAUAGGGGGACGGUUGGUGUGGCUAGGCGUCUCUCAAAUGACCCAUGAGUUUGACUUCCUGGCACACUCAAUAUUAGGACUUGGCGCAUCCCAUCUCAGCAUGUUCUCACCAACUAGCUACACCCAAGAAGCACUCCGGCAUCGCAUCAUUGCCAUCAAGUCCCUCAACGAGUUUCUCUCUCGUGGAGAUCGAUCUCUCGUCGAAGUAGAGGCGGCCUUUGCUGCAACACUUACACUAAGCUAUCAGGCUGCCCACAUGCCUGAUGGCCUGUACGAGUUUCUCACAAUUACACGCGGAUGCUUUCUCGUUGGCGAGCUCUUUGGGUCUGGAUUCCUGUCGUGUGCAUUCAGAUCUUUCGAGCGUGAGACCUACGUCGACAAAGUGAUGGAACUGUUUGCGCAGAGACCACAUUACUUCCUGGCUUCGGACUUGGCGGUCGGGUUCUGCGACAGUCUAGAAAAGCUCGGCAGAGUGUGUCGAAGCGUGGCCGAGGUUGAAUAUUUGGCAUUGAUGCGCAAAAUAGCGUCUUCUGUGGUCACUGACAUGGCGGAGAGCUAUCGGCAGUACACAUUUCUCUAUGAGAAUCUUGCCCGUCUCUCGUCGCCCGAGUACGCCUCGUUUAUUGAUGCCAACAACCACGUCUCGCGUUUGGUUAUCAUGCACAUGCUCGUCUUGGACUACAUCAUGUCCAGCCGAAUUGAGGAUGGUGACUGUCACCACCACUCAGGUUUGGGGGAGACUCGGGAGUAUUACAACUCGCGUAGUCUUAUGAUUUGCGUCUGGGUUGUUGACAUUGAGGGGACAUUGCCCGUGGAACUUGGUGACUAUGGUGCUUGGCCGGUGAAUUUUGUACGAAAUCUCAUGAGAAGACGGGACAUGGAUCAGGGCUUUUGGAAGCGGUUGCUAGGGGAAGCACGGGGGAUGGACAGGCUGCUGUCCGAAGAGCAAAUGACGGUAUAA
This is a messenger RNA of Pochonia chlamydosporia 170, 1359 nucleotides long. RefSeq names its product C6 transcription factor. Gene Ontology annotation, biological process: regulation of transcription by RNA polymerase II. NCBI's taxonomy places the organism in Eukaryota, Fungi, Ascomycota, Sordariomycetes, Hypocreales, Clavicipitaceae. The coding region runs from base 1 to 1359 and encodes 452 amino acids. The transcript is spliced from 4 exons. Gene Ontology annotation, molecular function: DNA-binding transcription activator activity, RNA polymerase II-specific; zinc ion binding. The record is from RefSeq and is a predicted model, not a curated record.